This is a messenger RNA of Echinococcus granulosus, 1272 nucleotides long. RefSeq names its product Pleiotropic regulator. NCBI's taxonomy places the organism in Eukaryota, Metazoa, Platyhelminthes, Cestoda, Cyclophyllidea, Taeniidae. Gene Ontology annotation, molecular function: protein binding. Gene Ontology annotation, biological process: mRNA splicing, via spliceosome. Bases 1 to 1272 code for a protein of 423 amino acids. The record is from RefSeq and is a predicted model, not a curated record. Gene Ontology annotation, cellular component: precatalytic spliceosome; catalytic step 2 spliceosome; Prp19 complex. The transcript has 9 exons.
AUGUUUGAGGCCGAUCAAGUUCGGCUACCAGAGAUUGAUGAAGAAAGUCAUAAAAUAAAAGUGGCCGUAAAGCGUCGAGAUCAGUAUGGUUCCAUCUUGAAUAAGCCACUGGAACCUGUUAUUUAUCAAAAGCCACAGCAGAGUCUUCCCGCUACGGCCACGUCAAAUGAAAUCAUUCCCGUCGAAAAACCGGAUGACUUAAGUGAUUUGUCACAGGCUGAUACUCAAUUAGUCCAAGUCGGCACCGACAAGUUACUACUGCCCAAGAAAGCUCCAACCAUGCCAAAACCAACUUGGCAUCCUCCAUGGAAACUUUCGCGUGUUAUUAGUGGCCAUUCAGGUUGGGUCCGUUGCAUCGCUUUUGAUUCAACGAACGAAUUCUUCGCUACUGGGGCUGCGGAUCGGAUGAUUAAGAUUUGGGAUUUUGCUAGCGGCUACCUCAAGCUCACCCUCACAGGUCAUAUUAGUGCAGUUCGUGGGGUUGUUAUUAGCCCUCGCCAACCCUAUCUCUUUUCUUGUGGUGAAGACAAGACGGUUAAGUGUUGGGACCUUGAGCAGAACAAGGUCAUUCGACACUACCACGGUCACAUGUCAGCUGUCUACGAUAUCGACCUGCAUCCUACACUCGAUGUUCUAGUCACUUGCGGUAGGGACGCCACUGCCCGGGUGUGGGAUAUGCGAACCAAAGUUAAUAUCCACACGCUGAGUGGCCAUUCGAACACGGUUUCCUCAGUACGUUGCCAAGAGUCCGACCCACAGGUUAUCACGGCUUCGCACGAUGCUACCAUUCGUCUGUGGGAUUUGGCUGCUGGCAAGACCAUGGUUUGUCUUACAAACCAUAAGAAGAGUGUCCGCUCUCUUGCCAUUCAUCCGACUCAAAACGCAUUCAUAUCUGCCUCACCCGACAACAUUAAGCAAUGGAAGCUGCCGAACGGAACGUUCUUGCAGAACCUAUCAGGCCACAAGGCCCUCGUAAAUGCACUAGCCAUCAACAUGGACGGUGUUGUUGUUAGUGGAGGCGACAACGGUAGCAUGUACUUCUGGGACUGGCGCUCGGGAUACAACUUUCAGAAGCUGAGUUCUAUCGCCCAACCGGGUAGCAUAAAUUCUGAGGCGGGCAUUUUCGCACUGGCUUUCGAUCGCAGCGGCUCCCGUCUGGUCACCGCUGAAGCCGACAAAACGAUUAAAGUAUACAAGGAGGACGAGACCGCUACCGAAGAAACACAUCCAACGAAUUGGCGCCCGGGGAUUUUACGGAAGGCCAAAUACUAA